This is a messenger RNA of Entrophospora candida, 1251 nucleotides long. NCBI's taxonomy places the organism in Eukaryota, Fungi, Glomeromycota, Glomeromycetes, Entrophosporales, Entrophosporaceae. The record is from the annotation of a GenBank genome assembly.
AUGUCUGCUAAUUCUCAAAUAAAAAAUCCUUAUGAAGAAAAUCAAUCACUUUCAAAAAAAAUAUCUAAACAUCGAGGAUGGGGACGUCCUGAUAUCUUUCAUAUGAGAGGAUCUGUUAUCGUUGCAAUUAUACCAAUUGUUUUCUUUUCAACGGUUAUUUCUACUGUUGUAACUGUUUUGUAUAUUGUUUUUGAUAAAAAAAAUAUCACGCUACCUGAUAGCAUAAUUGGGUCUGUUGCCGUUGUUGUUGGUCUUUUAUUAGCUUUUCGUACAAAUAACGCUUAUGAUAGGUAUUAUGAAGGAAGAAAACUUUUUGGAGCUCUAUGUACUCAAAUUCGUAAUGUUUCUCGUCUUACUUGGGUUGGUAUUAGAGAAUUCAAAAAUCCUCAGGAUCAUAAUGAAAAGGUUGCUAUUAUCAAGAUGCUAUUAGCAUUUGCUGUGGCAGUCAAGCAUCAUUUGAGAUUGGAAUUUGGUACAGAAUGGUUUGAUUUAGAAGAUCUUCUUCCUGAUGGAUUUCAAUUGGCAGUAUUUGAUGGAAAUGCAGGACAAGAGAAUACAGAUUUGGGGGGUGGAGGUAGUGAAGAUCAUAGAGAUGACCCUAAUCAUCCUAGUAAUCGUGACUUACCACCAAGUGAAGCACCAACAAUUGUUGUCCAUAAUGAUAAUAAUCAUCAUGGUUUACCACAUACAAAAGCAGCAAUUCGUUCAUUGGCAGGUUCAUGGAGUCAAACUUCCAUUUAUUUCAACAAUGGUAGACUUAAGGAUGAUUCUCAAUUGGAUGCAAGCAUGAGUUUACCCUUGGAAAUAGUUUUUCAUUUGGGUGCAUAUUAUGAUAGACAAGUUCUUGAUAAUAAAGAUCCAGACAAUCCAAGAAUUACUGGAGCUGCAUUUGGUGCUAUAUCUGGUUCUUUAAACACUUUAAUUGAUGUUUUAGGUAGUUUAGAAAGAAUUGGCAAUACUCCAAUCCCAUUUGCUUAUAGAAUUCACUUGAAACAAGCUGUAACCAUUUAUGUUUGGGUUCUUCCAUUCACGCUUGUUUCAAAACUUUAUUGGCUUACGAUUCCAGUUGUUAUGAUGAUUGCUUUUAUUCUCUUUGGUGUUGAAGCUAUUGGAUCUGAAAUUGAAAAUCCAUUUGGUUAUGAUAGAAAUGAUUUGCCAUUAGAUGAAUAUUGCAAGGAUUUGGAAGCAGAAAUUAAAUAUUUGCAAAAGUACCUUCCAUCAAAUUCAGCAAAAAACAAAAAAACUAUUUAA